Messenger RNA from Amaranthus tricolor (Joseph's coat), 2061 nucleotides. RefSeq lists its product as uncharacterized. NCBI's taxonomy places the organism in Eukaryota, Viridiplantae, Streptophyta, Magnoliopsida, Caryophyllales, Amaranthaceae. The coding region runs from base 521 to 1432 and encodes 303 amino acids. The transcript has 9 exons. The record is from RefSeq and is a predicted model, not a curated record.
ACCUUAUUGGGAUUCUCACUGUUUCUGAAUUCCAAGAUCUGCAACACUCACUACAAAACCUGAAAUUUUACAUUUUUAUACAACAAAUCUCUUCCUUCUUUCUCUCACACCAACUCAUACAUUCACUCUCUCUUUCUCUCUCUUCAUCCACCCACCUUUUUGUUCCCUUUUCUUCUCCUCCCCCCAUUGGAGGAUACUCAACAUACCUUCUUUCUUCACAAUAAAGUUUGUGUGAGAAAAUACUUUCAGAUAGCAACUUAAAGUUUGAAUUUUUUUUAAAAAAAUUGUGGGUAUUUUAUUGGGUUGUGGGUAUUUUUUAAAAUUUGUGGGUAUUUUCUGGGUGUUAAUUGAUAAACUACAAGCCAUAAGAAUCCCCAAUUAGGGAUUCUAUUACCAGAAGUUCUUCUUUUUGCCCCCUUUUUCUAAAGGUGUAGUUUUCACGCAAUGUGAUUAUGUGACAACAUAAAGUAAGGUUCUUUUUUGGUGUUGUACUUUCCAAAUUUGUUGAGUGAAGGUUGAGAUGGCAGCUGAGUCUAAUACCAGUUUUCACCAGGAAGAUUCUCUGAGCUCCGGUUUGCACCGGCAUGCUAUAUCGUUUCAGUCGGGGGCUGUGAAUAGCAUGUCUGAGAUGAUCCCGAUUGGUAAUUAUUAUGGGAUGAAUGGUGGUAGUGGGAAUCUAAUGUUUUGUGAUAAUUCUAGCAUCAUUGGUAGUAGCAGUCCUAGCACAACACAAGGUGGGAAUUCAUCUGGUUCCCUGCUUUUGGAUUCGGUUCCUGGGUUGAAACAUGACGCGGGUCUUGCUGUGGAAUGGACCGAGGAAGAACAGUUCAAAUUGGAGGAAGCACUUAUCAAGUAUAAGGAUGAACCUAGUAUCAUGAAGUAUAUCAAGAUUGCCGCUCUUUUGCGGGACAAAACUGUACGUGAUGUUGCUCUUAGAUGUCGGUGGAUGACGAGGAAGCGGAGAAAACAAGAGGAAUGUCACUUGGGAAGGAAGGGAAAUUACAGAAAGGAUAAGUUUGUGGAAUCUUCUUCAAAGACUAAUAUGCCUUCGGCUUCAAUACCUAGCAUGAACAUGACACCAUAUUCUCAUCAAUCGAACCAAAUGGACCAGAACCAGCGUGUUAAAUGCCAAGUGUUGACUAGCAAAGCAAAGCAGCUUUUAGAGCAGAAUGUCCAAGCCUUUAAUCUUAUUAAUAGUAACCUUUCAUUGCUAAAGUUGCAGAAUAACAUCGACCUCUUUCGUCAUGCAAGAGAGAACAUUAAUAAUGUUCAUGCCAUCAUAAAUGACAUGAGAGAGCUUUCCGAAAAACUUGGCCAGAUGCAAGAGCUUCCAAUAUCCAUUGAUCAAAACCUUGUAGAUAUUGUUUUGCCACGUACAAAUUCGAUAACGACGCAUAAUGAAUUGCAACCUAAGCUGGAAUCAAGAUGUUGAUACAGGGCUAUCAUCAUCAAGAGUGAACUACGACUACAGAACCUUCUGCUGUAAAUUUAGUUAGGACCUUUUAACGGUUGUGUACAAUUCAGUUGCAUAUAUCGGGUGUACGACUAAAGAACACAAUUUUGGAACCUUCUAGUUUACAUCAAGUGUACGUGGAGUCCGUUUAAUCACACAAAAUAUAACAGAGGUUGCUGAUUACACCCUCGAAGCAUCUAUCAGUCCGUUCUAUCUCUCGAUUUGGAGCUAAACUCUGUACAGAAUGAUGUCGUUCAACAUUAAGACGUAAAGACAAAAAUAACAAGCAUGGUUUUAACCCUGUUCUUACCCUCGAAUAGGCCAGCCACCAGCCGCCAGCCUCCUAGGUGUCGUCGAGUAUGUUUCUGUAGCUUUUGUUGGAGUAUUUAUCCUUUUUGCUUCUUUGUUUGAAAUGAUUGUGUAUGAUGGUUGGAGAGUAGAACUAAUUGCUGUAUCUGUGUAGUGUUAGCCAAACAAGGCAUUGUUGUAGAAGCUAUACUGAUCUUUUGCUACAUUGUAACCUAAUUUCCCACUUUGAGUUGGCUCAAAAUGUAUCUAUUUUGCAUGGAAUUGGAAGCUACCCUUUUUUAGUUGGGUUUGGAACUCUA